AUGGGGAGCGCGCGCGACAACAUCCUUCAGGAGUUGGAGGAUCUGACCUCGGAUGAGUUCAAGAAAUUCAAGCUGAAGCUGCAGUCGGUUCCGGUGCGCGAGGGCUACGGCCGCAUCCCGCGAGGGCAGCUGCAAGGCAUGGACGUCCUGGACCUUACCGACAGGCUCGUCAGCACCUACACGGAGAGCUACGGGGUGGAGCUCACGGUGCAGGUGCUGGAAAACAUGGGCUUGCAGGAGCAGGCGGUGCGGCUGCGGAACACCCAAAGCGCUGGUGAGCGCCCCUCGCCCAGGCCCCCCACUUCCUUUUCUUCCCCUGUGUACUUUGUGGACAGACACCGAACAGCACUGAUAAACCGGGUGACCAACGUGGAUGCCAUACUGGAUGCCCUGUAUGGGAAAGUGCUGAAAGACGAGGAAUACCAGAAAGUGCGGGCAGAGAGCACCAAUGCGAACAAGAUGAGGAAGCUCUUCAGCAUGACACCAUCCUGGAGCCCAAACUGCAAGGAACAAAUGUUCUAUGCCCUCAAGGAAACUCACCCACACCUGGUGGCUGACCUGGAGAGGAGCUGAGGCCCCAGUCCAACACAGGUUCUGCAAACCACUUGUUUUUGGUUUACACCCAAAAGUGCUCAGAGGCUACUCCUAACUCUGCACUAGGGAACCACUCCUGGCAGUACUCAGGGAACCAUAUGGAUACCAAAUA
This is a messenger RNA of Suncus etruscus (white-toothed pygmy shrew), 706 nucleotides long. It is a transcript of the gene PYCARD, whose product is annotated as PYD and CARD domain containing. Gene Ontology annotation, biological process: inflammatory response; innate immune response; regulation of apoptotic process. The transcript is spliced from 2 exons. NCBI's taxonomy places the organism in Eukaryota, Metazoa, Chordata, Mammalia, Eulipotyphla, Soricidae. The record is from RefSeq and is a predicted model, not a curated record. Bases 1 to 573 code for a protein of 190 amino acids.